GACAUUGACAUUGUCAAAAUUUUUAUUUUCACCAUUUUCCAGAAAAAUAAUAUAUGCGUUUUCUCUGAUUUUCUCAAUAAAACGUACAUAACGCCUAAAUAUCGCGAUAAUAAUAACAAAGAAAUAAAAAUGAUACGCCAUUCUUUUCGGAUAAUAAGGAGUGGAAGUAAAUCUAAAAUUCUGUUUGGUCCUGUCUGUAGGGAUGGGAAAAAAUGCUUCAGUUUGUUGUCUCAACGACCUAUCGAGUUAACGAAAGCCAUCAAAAAUAAGCCGCUGUUGAACAAUUGCGCUUGUCGUACCAUGUUUAUUCAAACACAAGAAACGCCAAAUCCGAACAGCUUAAAAUUCCUACCAGGAACUCAAGUUUUAGAACCUGGCCAAACGUUGGAUUUCCCUAAUAUUGGAGCAGCACAAUGCAGUCCAUUAGCCAAAAUGCUGUUCCGUAUAGAAGGUGUCAGAGGAGUGUUUUUCGGCUCAGAUUUUGUUACUGUUACUAAACAGGAUGAUGAUGUUGAAUGGAAGCUACUGAAACCAGACAUCUUUGCCACGAUCAUGGAUUUCUUUGCCAGUGGACUGCCAGUUGUUACUGAUGCCAAACCAUCUGGAGAUACUCAAAUCAAUGAAGAUGAUGAUGAAAUAGUACAAAUGAUAAAAGAGCUGUUAGAUACUCGCAUCAGGCCAACUGUUCAAGAAGAUGGAGGAGAUGUUCUAUUCGUUGACUUCAAGGAUGGUGUACUGAGACUCAAAAUGCAAGGAUCUUGUUCAUCUUGCCCUAGUUCUAUUGUGACCCUGAAGAAUGGAGUACAAAACAUGAUGCAGUUUUAUAUCCCAGAAGUUUUAGCAGUGGAACAAAUAGAUGACGAAGGAGACAAAUUGAGUGAAAAAGUCUUCAAAGAAUUUGAAGCGCUCAAGAAUAAAGAAAAGAAGGAAUAAGUUUAGUAUACUUAAAUUAUAUUAAUGUUAUUUAGGAAAUGUAGGUAAAAGUAACUUGUCAAUAUUGUAAUUAUAGUAAAUAAUUAAUAUGUAAAUUAUAACAUGUAUUUUCAA
Molecule: messenger RNA, 1047 nt
Organism: Maniola jurtina (meadow brown)
Lineage: Eukaryota; Metazoa; Arthropoda; Insecta; Lepidoptera; Nymphalidae
Product: NFU1 iron-sulfur cluster scaffold homolog, mitochondrial-like
Exons: 5
Coding region: 130-933 (267 amino acids)
Biological process (GO): iron-sulfur cluster assembly
Cellular component (GO): mitochondrion
Molecular function (GO): iron ion binding; iron-sulfur cluster binding
Source: RefSeq, a predicted model, not a curated record